AAGUAUUCCUUUUUCGCUUUCGAGGGUUUCCUUCUUCGUCUUCUUCUUCGCCGCUAGGGUUUCGUUCCACUUCGAGAGAGAGAGAGAGAGAGAGAGAGAGAGGAAGAGAUGGCGAGGAACGAGGAGAAGGCGCAGUCGAUGCUGAAUCGCUUCAUCGCGAUGAAGAAUGAGGAGAAGCGGAAGCCUAAAGAGCGCCGGCCGUAUCUCGCGUCCGAGUGCCGGGACCUCGCUGAGGCUGAUCGGUGGCGAGGAGAGAUCCUUCGCGAGAUUGGCGUCAAGGUGGCCGAGAUUCAAAAUGAGGGUCUUGGUGAACACCGGCUUCGUGACCUCAACGAUGAGAUUAACAAGCUCCUCCGCGAGCGUGCUCACUGGGAACGUCGGAUUGUGGAACUUGGUGGCCCUAAUUACUCGCGCCAUUCCGCUAAGAUGACGGAUCUUGAGGGAAACAUCAUCGAUGUGCCUAACCCUAGUGGCCGUGGCCCUGGGUAUCGCUACUUCGGCGCUGCCAAGAAGCUUCCUGGCGUGCGCGAGCUCUUUGAGAAGCCCCCUGAAAUUAGAAAGCGGAGAACCAGGUAUGAUAUCUAUAAGCGUAUUGAUGCGAGCUACUAUGGGUACCGGGACGACGAGGAUGGGAUACUACAGCGGGCGGAGGGGCCGGCAGAGAGGGAGAUGAGGGCGGAGGCUGUGGCGGAGUGGAAGAGGAUGGAUGAAAUCAGGAAGGAGGCAAGGAGGGCGGUGAAGAGCGGGGAGGUGGCUGCGGUGCGGCCGGUGGCUUCUGAGAUCCUGUUUGAGGGGGAGGAGGACGUGGUGGAGGAGGAGAGGAGAAUUGAGAGGGAGAAGGAGGAAAUGGAGCGAGGUAAGGAGCAUGAGUUUGUGGUACACGUGCCAUUGCCAGAUGAGAAGGAGAUUGAGCGGAGGAUUGUGGAGAAGAGGAAGGAGGAGCUCCUGAAUAUGUAUGUGAGCAAUGCACUGCUGGACCAGCAGAAUGAGGCUAGGACCAUGCUCAAUGUUCAGAGGUGAUACUUCAAUAGAAUCCAAUCCGCUGCCGAGGUUUGAAAAUUUUACGCGGACAAAGCACACCUUCAAACUUGAUGAUCUGCCAGUUGAGCUAUUCAUGUUAAGAUCAAAUGUUUGUGAUGAAAAUCUUAUCCCUUUGUACAAAUCAGGAUAACUCAUAUGCAGAAAGAUUCUCUUGAAGUCAUUGCUGCAGCAAAGCUUGAUCAAUGCAUAUGCAAAUCAAGUAGUAGAGAAUGAACUGAUGCAAAUUUAACUUGAAUUUUCAGCAACUUGAUCUAUGUUUUCAUCACUGUGUAGGCAAUAUGAUUUAAUAGUUUUAUAUGUCA
Messenger RNA from Dioscorea cayenensis subsp. rotundata (Guinea yam), 1343 nucleotides. RefSeq names its product pre-mRNA-splicing factor ISY1 homolog. Lineage: Eukaryota; Viridiplantae; Streptophyta; Magnoliopsida; Dioscoreales; Dioscoreaceae. The record is from RefSeq and is a predicted model, not a curated record. The transcript has 2 exons. Gene Ontology annotation, cellular component: Prp19 complex; post-spliceosomal complex; post-mRNA release spliceosomal complex. Bases 109 to 1020 code for a protein of 303 amino acids. Gene Ontology annotation, biological process: mRNA 3'-splice site recognition; generation of catalytic spliceosome for second transesterification step.